Messenger RNA from Tetrahymena thermophila SB210, 606 nucleotides. RefSeq names its product transmembrane protein, putative. The record is from RefSeq and is a predicted model, not a curated record. Lineage: Eukaryota; Ciliophora; Oligohymenophorea; Hymenostomatida; Tetrahymenidae. The transcript is spliced from 2 exons.
AUGUUUUAAAUGAAUAAAAUUUAGUUAAAAUAAAUAUAAUCCUUUUAUUUUCUUUAAAUAUUAGAAUUUAGAGUUCAAAAGUUUUAUUAAGAUUUUUAAAUUAGCAAACACAUAAUUUUCAAAGGCGCUUAUAAAUAAAAUCCUACCUAACUUAUUUAUUAUCUUAAAUGUUGUAGAAUCAGCUAGAGUGUCUCUUAAUUAUUUAAUCUCAAUUAUUUUUUUUCUAUUUUAAUCAAAAAAAAAUAUGACCUUAAUACAUCCAUAAAUCGAUAAGAGUACCCUAACGAGUAUCAAGGUUUAUUGUUAAUUGCGGAUUUUAUUUUGUAUAGAGAGAUAAAUAGUGAUACAUAUAAUUAUUUAUCUUCCUUAUAAAAAUUAAAAUAAUAUUAAAUAAAUUUAUAAAAUAGUAUUUAAAAUAUUUUUAUACAAUUUGUAUUUAGUUUAUUAUAAAUUAAAUAAAUUUUAAAAUUUUACUUUUUUGAAAACUUUAUUUUAAAUAGACAAUUUAUUUUAUUUUUAAAUUUAAACAUAAUUUUAGACUUUUUCUAUUAUUCUAAAUCUAUUUAAAUUAGAAAUAAAAAGUAUAUUUUUAAAUUGAUUUUCUGA